GCAUAUAAAGCAGCUGUAGACCUGUAGUAGUCGUAUCAGUAAUAACAUCUUGUCAGUCAUCCAUCAUGGACUGUGUCCUCAGAUCUUUGAGUAUAAAGUGGUGUGGUGUGGGCCUGACACGAGUUAAAAGACAUUGUUUAAGUUAUUUUCCCUUUUAUACACUUUGUUUUCAUUUGAGCGAACCCCACAGCAACUCCCAGAGUGUUUGCUUGUUCUCUCUGUGUGAGCGACUCUCAGCGUCAGAGGUGGACGUGAGAUUUCAAACAGCACAUCAGUGCGUUUAUGUAUUGGGUGCCCGGAAAUUUUUCCAAAUAAACACAGCUUGAUUCGACCUGGGUGGGCAGACUUAUCAAGCGACUAAUUCUAUAAACAGAUGAGGGAAUAAGCCGGCACCUCAUUGGCUGUUGAACAUGAGGGAGUUUCAGAGCAAUGAAAUUUUAAUUAAUGUGGGUGGGCUGGGAACACCACCGACUGUUUAUGAUGGACAAUUUAUUUCCCAGUGCAAAGUCAACAUAACACAGCAAAACGUACAACAAUUAUUAACAUUUCCUGGGCCCCUCAUGAGGCUGUGGAGUCAGUCAGAGGCGGAGAGGAGCUCCGGGAGCAGGCGAGACUUUCCCCGGGACGCACCGCAGCCUCCCCAGCGUCAUGGCUCUCUACCACGGCCGUCUCGGAGUGCCCUCCUCGGCUCUGGGCCUCCCCGGACCGCCGCUCAUCUACCUGUACGGAGGAGGAGACAGCGGAGGAGUCCUUCCUGCUGCCGCUCUGAGCUUCCUGCCGAGCCGCCACGAGCCUCCGCAGAAGCCGCCCUACAGCUACAUCGCGCUCAUCGCCAUGGCCAUCAAGAGCGCGCCGGAGCAGCGCGCGACGCUCAGCGGCAUCUACCAGUUCAUCAUGGACCGGUUUCCUUUUUACCACGACAACAAGCAGGGCUGGCAGAACAGCAUCAGACACAACCUGUCUCUCAACGAGUGCUUUAUUAAAGUGGCCAGAGAGAAGGGCCGGCCGGGUAAAGGCAGCUACUGGACUCUGGACACCAAGUGUCUGGACAUGUUUGAGAACGGGAACUAUCGGCGGAGGAAGAGGAAGGCGAAGAGUCAGCAGGAGGCUCUGGACUCUAAAGGUGGAGGACACAAGCGCAGUAAGGGUCCUGGCACAACCAGGGACCCUCAGUCCUCUCUGAGACACCAGACUGGCUCGGGGACAGCAGAGACGGAGACGAUGGAGACGCAACCGGACACCAAAGCGGUUCUUGUUGAGUUUAACCACGCUGGACAGUCGCAAACACCCGCCAUACAGAGACUUAAAGUAUCCCCCAACCAGGACGGUCUUGUCUCCACCGUGAGGAGUCAGCCGGAGACAUGUCCAGCUCCGAGAGACGCUCCUCUGUGGAUGGACAACCCAGGCGCGUCUCUGCGUCUGGAACCGGAGGAGAGGAGGUCUGCGUUCAGAGACAGAGGUCCUCUCUGCGCCGUCAGCUACGCAGGAAACACAAACUUGGCUACACUUGCGCACGACAGGCCGAAAGGAAACGUACCGAGCAGGGAUAAGUCGAAAGGUUUCAGCAUCGAGAGCAUCUUGUCGAGAAGUGAAGACGAAAGACGCAGCAGCAGCAGCGUCCUCGGUUUGUCCGCGGAGACAUGCGCAGAGCGCACGAGUCCCGCGCUCAGCUCGUCCGUGGUCCUCGGUGCCCGAGCGCAUCACUUGUACCAGAUGGGUUUCCCAUUCUGCUCCUACCUGUCACUCUCCUACCCAGACAAAGUGCUGCAUUUUAAAUGAGUACAAUUGAAUGUAUUUCACACGGAUGAAAGUGUAAACUCUGUUAACUAGCUUUGCAUGAUGAGUUACUAUGAGAACAGUUACUGUUUCAGGACCUCUGGCAUCCUCAUCAUCUACAGUAAUGUUCAGACAAUGACAACGAGCAACACGAAGGCUUUUACAUUCAUUUUUACGCAUGCGUAAUUGUCAGUGUUUUUUUGUUUGUGGCUGCUCCCCAAAACUCUAUGGCUGCGCAAUUUAAUGCUUGAUACAACAAAAAGGGUAAAGUAUAUAAGGAUUGUUGUCAUUGUCAUGUGACUAUUUAGAGAAAGUUCAUAUAUUUACAGUAAUUCUCUUUUCAUUCAUUCAUGAUGAUGAAUGCGUAAAUAUGUUCAAGGCUGAUAUGUUAUUCAGCAAUUCAGUGAAUGUCAUGACUGGGCCUGUGUAGCUACAGUAUCUUUGAACAAUAUGAGAAUAAAGUUUAGUACUUAACAAUAUAAUCAAAUGCUAUUUUACAUCCCCUGCUCUAUGAAUUCCAUGUGCAAAAUAAAGUUUAGUUUGGUAAAAUGACAGCAUGAUUUAUUCAAAAUUGUGAGAAAU
Messenger RNA from Sebastes umbrosus (honeycomb rockfish), 2358 nucleotides. RefSeq names its product forkhead box L1 (gene foxl1). The record is from RefSeq and is a predicted model, not a curated record. Bases 649 to 1779 code for a protein of 376 amino acids. Gene Ontology annotation, biological process: anatomical structure morphogenesis; cell differentiation; regulation of transcription by RNA polymerase II. Gene Ontology annotation, molecular function: DNA-binding transcription factor activity, RNA polymerase II-specific; RNA polymerase II cis-regulatory region sequence-specific DNA binding. The transcript has a single exon. NCBI's taxonomy places the organism in Eukaryota, Metazoa, Chordata, Actinopteri, Perciformes, Sebastidae.